AUAAUUUCCAUAUAUCUACGUAUAUAUGUUACUUAACACCGUAUAAGCAUCUAUUAACUAAAGUAUAUGAUAUGAUUCUAGAAUUUUGUUUAUGCUAGUCACGCAUCUUGUGAAACAACAUCAACAUCUCCCUUCACUGAUUACGGUCUCCGCCGAUAAAUAGUCUUGUGGAUGCUAGAUCCAAACGAUAAGUCUAAGCGUGCCAAAGCCUUUUGGAAUCAAAAUAAAUAAUAUUAAUAGCUAUAUUAGCCAUGCUUAUAGUAGUUACAAGGAUUAUUACUUUAUACCUACCCGGGUAGGUUAGGUGACAUCACGACAAUGUAAUGCGGGGACAGAGCAACAUCAAUUCCAACAUUAAAGGCAUCGAAUAUGUCUUUGAAACUCGGAACUCUAACAAUUAUACUGUUGAUGAAAUAAAUUUAAGAUUGGAACCUUAGAAGAUGUUGGUCUAUUUACACACAUGGAUCUUCUUUUUCUUAAUAUUAGAAACUUUAACUGUGACUGGUAAACACCCACCUACCGAGCAGAUCAUCAUUGCUCCACCUGAGCAGCAUCGGCUAGAUUCAGACGUAUACAAGGUCCAGCAUGAGUUGAAAAAGGCAGAGAUCUUUCCAACAGUCAUUGACAAAUUUCUCCCCUCAUUUCUCCUCGACGCGGAAUGGCCCUCGGGAGAACGUACGGAGCUAGGGAAUACCGUGAAGGUGGGCGAUGUGCAAGACGAACCCACCAUCGCAGUACGUCAGAGCCACUCCUCAUCGUUGUCCGCUGAGCAGCGUUCCGGCGCGACCUACACAAUCAUCAUUACCGAUCCGGACGCUCCAUCUCGCGACAACCCUGAGUGGUCCGAAUUCUGUCACUUCAUCGCCACAGGGGUGGAUAUCUCAUCAUCGGAAUCUGCUGCUCUCCGUUUAUCUAGCUUGAAGGAAAUUAUACCGUACAAACCUCCUGGCCCGCCACCAAGGACUGGAAAGCACAGAUACGUGUUUCUGUUAUUCGCUCCCGCGAACGGCACUACAGACCCGCUUCACCUGACCAAGCCGGAGGACAGAAAGCACUGGGGCACGGGUAAAGCGAGACACGGCGUGAGGGAUUGGGCAGGAAAGAACGGUCUCAAACCCGUUGCGGCGAAUUUUAUCUAUGCUCAGAAUGAGGAACAAUGAUGUUCACCUCCCUUCGAAGUACUUAUUAAAAGUAUCUAAUGGUAGACUACCUCUUACGAAUAACUAUGUCGAAGGCGUUGGUUCAUGUGCUAGACAACGCGGCCGCUUUAGGUUUCAUUCUUUCACAUGACUGGCUACCAUCUAAAUCUUUCCACCUUUUUAGUCUUGAGAACUCUGUAGUAUCUGAAAGAUGAAGGUAUAUAUAUCUUACAAGUUCCAUGAUGGCACAGCACUGCUAGUGAAUUCAAGGCAAAUAGUCCGGAAAGAAUUAAGGGGAAAAUUUCUGUAAUAUAAAAGAGAAAUGGGAAGCAAAAGUUAUGUGUUUAGAAUUAGACCCUAAUAGCACAGCUCUAUUCAAAAAGUUUCAUAACGCA
Molecule: messenger RNA, 1534 nt
Organism: Daldinia decipiens
Lineage: Eukaryota; Fungi; Ascomycota; Sordariomycetes; Xylariales; Hypoxylaceae
Product: PEBP-like protein
Exons: 4
Coding region: 441-1160 (239 amino acids)
Biological process (GO): regulation of proteolysis; regulation of Ras protein signal transduction
Molecular function (GO): peptidase inhibitor activity; phospholipid binding
Source: RefSeq, a predicted model, not a curated record